Messenger RNA from Pocillopora verrucosa, 1256 nucleotides. RefSeq names its product lysosome-associated membrane glycoprotein 1-like. Gene Ontology annotation, cellular component: lysosomal membrane; plasma membrane; late endosome membrane. Gene Ontology annotation, biological process: establishment of protein localization to organelle. NCBI's taxonomy places the organism in Eukaryota, Metazoa, Cnidaria, Anthozoa, Scleractinia, Pocilloporidae. The record is from RefSeq and is a predicted model, not a curated record.
ACAUCAGAUAGACACGUGAUGUAAACGUCAUACUCUGCGAUUGCUAUAACUUUCAAUGUCUGGCAUCGUGGUUAAUUAGCUGGUGCCUAUUUCGGCUAUCAUCAUGGCUUACCUGCACCUUUUGUUUGCCGCUUGUGUCCACUAUUCAGUCUUUUGUCAUUGGAUGUUUGUUGGAGCUACAGGUAGUCUAACCUCAGCAUCCAAUCUUGUCCAGAGCUCAGUUGUCACACACUCAUUUGGAAAAAAUACCUCCAUUCCCUCUCCAAGGAAGACUGUGACUUCUACCAAGGUGACUGUUACAUCAUCAUCUUCCUCUGUUGUACCUUCUCCUCGCAAGACUGUCAAACCUGGCAAUUUGACUGUCACAGCUUCAUUUAAUGGAACUGUUACACCUCAGAACAUGACUAUCACACCUUCACACAUGACAACAGCAGUACUUAACAGCAGUGUAAUGCCACCAAGUACUGGAACAAUCAGACCAACUCCUGUGCCCACUGUGUUACCAUCAUCUACUGUGCAUCCCACACCUACCUCACUCCCACCAGGACCAGGCAACUUUACAGUGAAAAACAAUGGUACAGUCUGUUUGUUUGCUUAUAUGGCAGCCAAAUUUGAUGUCACAACCAGUUCAAAGAAAUUAACCUUCGAGCUUCCAAAAAAUGCCAAGUCAAGUGGUGAAUGUGACACCAGAAGCAAAGAUCACCCUUUCAUCAAAUUAAGCUGGAGCACUCACAGUCACGAUUGUAGCUUCACCAUGCACUUUGAGAAAUUUUCUAAAGACACAACAACAAAUACAGUGACUCAGUACUGGAUGGCUGCUAAUUUAACAUUCUCAGUGAAAUUCAACAACUCUACCACUGUAUUCCAUUCUGUCAAAGAGACAUUCCAUGCACUGUCUGCCGGCAUCGGUGAUGCUUAUGCCUGUCCAUCUGCUCCUGCCAUCAAUCUUACAGCUAAGAAAUCCAGUGCUGAAGUUACUUUGACUAGAUUUAAGUUUCAACCCUUUGGUGUAAAAAGUGGGCAUUUUGGCAAUGUGACAAAUUGUGUUCACCCUACGACUCCAACUGCAUCUCCGUCUACAAGUCCACCGAAAACAAAGCAGCCGAAUAGGCAACAUGAAAGUCACACAGUAGCCAUUGCAGUUGGGUGUUCAUUGGCUGGGCUUGCUCUUGUUGCUGUCAUUGGCUACUUGAUUUGGCGACACUGUAGCCGCAACAAUCAAGGUGGAUACCGCAAGUUGUAAUGCACUGCAAGAA